Messenger RNA from Vicia villosa (hairy vetch), 1979 nucleotides. RefSeq names its product serine carboxypeptidase II-2-like. Gene Ontology annotation, cellular component: vacuole. Gene Ontology annotation, molecular function: serine-type carboxypeptidase activity. Gene Ontology annotation, biological process: proteolysis. The record is from RefSeq and is a predicted model, not a curated record. NCBI's taxonomy places the organism in Eukaryota, Viridiplantae, Streptophyta, Magnoliopsida, Fabales, Fabaceae. The transcript has 9 exons. Bases 54 to 1487 code for a protein of 477 amino acids.
AUAAUGUGAAGGCGAUGUAAGUGAGUAUCACUAUUUAUGUAUCUCUAUCUACAAUGAGAAUGGCAAAUUCUAAUUGGUCUCAACUCUUGCUCUUUUGCAUCCUAACAUUGUCAUCCCUUUUCCUAAGCAACAUCAAUGUUGCAUUUGCAACAAACCCAUUUGUCCAACAAAAGAAAGACAGGAUUUUUAAGGCACUCCCGGGUCAAAACUUCAACAUAACCUUCAAACACUAUUCUGGGUAUAUUACAGUCAACGAGGAAGUUGGUAGGACACUCUUUUACUGGUUCAUUGAAGCAGAUCAUAUAGAUCCUACCUCAAAGCCUCUUCUUUUAUGGUUCAAUGGUGGUCCUGGUUGUUCUUCUAUAGCUUAUGGAGAAGCUGUGGAAAUUGGUCCUUUUCAUAUUAACUCAGAUGGCAAAACCCUUUAUCUUAAUCCUUAUUCUUGGAAUCAAGUUGCCAAUAUUCUUUAUAUUGACUCUCCUGUUGGAGUUGGAUUUUCUUAUUCAAAUAAUUCAACUGAUAUUUUCAACAAUGGAGAUAAGAGGACAGCUGAGGACAAUCUCAUAUUUCUAUUGAAGUGGUUUAAGCGUUUUCCCCAGUAUAAAAAAACAGACUUUUUCAUCAGUGGCGAGAGCUAUGCAGGACAUUAUGUUCCCCAACUUAGCCAACUUAUUGUCAAGUACAACUCAGCUACAAAACAAGAUUCUAUAAACUUCAAAGGUUACAUGGUAGGAAAUGCUCUAUUAGAUGAUUUCUAUGAUCAAUUGGGGAUAUUCCAGUUUAUGUGGUCAAGUGGUAUGAUUUCGGAUCAAACAUUCAAGCUCUUAAACCUUCUAUGUGAUUUUCAGUCAAUCAGACACCCGUCAGAGUCAUGUGAAAAAACUUUGGAAAUCGCCUAUGAAGAACUUGGUAAUAUAGACCCAUACAGUAUCUUUACCUCUACUUGCCAUGCUAACCAUAAUCAGCACGUUAAAAGAAAGCUUAGUGCAGGAAGACUCAGAAGUGCGUAUGAUCCUUGCACCGCGAAGCACAGCACUAUAUACUUCAAUCAACCCGAGGUCCAAAGAAUUCUACAUAUUGAUCCAAAUCACAAGCCGGAAAAAUGGCAGACUUGCAGCAAAAUGGUAGGUAUUAACUGGAAGGAUUCGCCUAGAACAGUUCUUAAUAUAUAUCGUGAACUUAUUCCUACCGGACUGCGAAUAUGGAUAUUCAGUGGUAAUACAGAUGCUGUUCUCCCGGUAACAUCUACUCGCUAUUCCAUAAAUGCUCUCAAGCUUCCAACUGUGAGCCCCUGGCGUGCAUGGUAUGAUGACGGAGAGGUUGGAGGAUGGACGCAAGAAUACGCCGGACUCAUGUUUGUAACUGUAAGGGGUGCCGGGCACCAAGUUCCUCUGCAUAGACCGAAACUUGCUCUAACAUUGUUCAAAUCCUUUUUAGCAGGAACCUCCAUGCCAACUUUCGAACCGGUCACACUCACGACCGCCUAAUGAUGUAGUUAAUACAAGUUUAUGGUUGUUACAUUGCCAAUUUUGUUAGUUUUCCUUGAAAUAUUUCUCAAAAGUGUUGCUCUAAGCAAUGCUGUGGAGCACAAUUUAUUCUUACAAGAAAUGCAAGAAUGCUGAUAUACCGAGGUUCGAACUCGAGCCCAGCAUAUCCAUGACACUAUCAAAUAUCAAUUUAAUUAAAUUGUGUAUUUGUUUUUUUUUUUUAAAUUAAAAUUUAAUAUAUGUGUAAAAGAAUUUUUUAUGUCUGUGUCUACCUAAAAAUUGUCCUUUCCUACAUUAACUUUUUUCAAAUAAAUUUGAUAAAAAAACUAACCAAUAAAAAUAUACAUAUAUUAAAAACUGUGCUAUAUAUAGAAUACGAAAACAAAUUAGGAUCUCGUCCUUCUUCAAGCAGAUCUAAUACAAUCUUUACUUUUAGAAAUACUAAAAAAAUAUACCUAUAUUAUUUCAAUUUUUUAAAUUUUUUUUAAAAUC